Hermetia illucens (black soldier fly) is the source of this 2941-nucleotide messenger RNA. RefSeq names its product protein HID1. The transcript has 12 exons. Gene Ontology annotation, cellular component: membrane; Golgi trans cisterna; Golgi medial cisterna. The record is from RefSeq and is a predicted model, not a curated record. NCBI's taxonomy places the organism in Eukaryota, Metazoa, Arthropoda, Insecta, Diptera, Stratiomyidae. The coding region runs from base 123 to 2528 and encodes 801 amino acids.
UCAGCUAGCAGUCUGUGACGUUUAGUUGACGUUCAACUAGGUUUGGUUGGGUUGAUUUCGCCGUUGAUUAUAUUGCUGACUGAGUCGUCUAGAUUUUCUGAGCUUGUGCCCUUUGUAUCCUGAUGGGGAAUUCUGAUUCAAAGUUAAAUUUUCGGAAAGCUAUUGUUCAAUUAACUGCGAAGAAUCAGGUAAUUGAUGCAAAGGAUGAGUCGUUCUGGAAUCAGUUUUGGUCUGAGCAUGGAACCAACCCUCAGGAUGUGUUCGCAUUGAUUCCAGCGAAUGAGAUUCGGAUGCUCCGUGAUGAGAAUCCUGGAAAUUUGGCCACGUUAUGUUACAAGGCUACAGAGAGGCUAGCGCAUGCGGUUGACAACAGCUGCAGGACGCAAGCGGAGCAACAAGCUGUGUUGAACUGCGUUCGGCUUUUAUCGAGGAUUUUGCCGUAUAUUUUUGAAGAAGCUGAGUGGCGAAAUUUUUUCUGGUCAUCUUUGCCAUCAGGAAACGAGAACGAUGACUCGACCACUCCACUAGCGCAGAGCCUUUUGAAUGCUAUUUGCGACCUUUUGUUUUGUCCCGACUUCACGGUAGUUGCUACAAAGCGAUCUGGGCCAGAUAAGCCCGAGGAACUUGCAAAUAUAGACAGCUGCGAGUACAUAUGGGAAGCAGGUGUUGGAUUUGCUCACUCGCCUCCCAAAAAUGCGACGAUGGAGCUGCGUAGAACUGAGUUAUUAAAGCUGCUACUAACGUGCUUCAGUGAAACAAUGUAUAGAACGCCUAAUAUGAGCGAGGAGCCAAACAAGUGGAUUGCGCAUUUCACAAGCGCUGACAACAGACAUGCGUUACCAUUAUUUACAUCAUUAUUGAAUACGGUAAGCGCAUAUGAUCCCGUGGGCCUUGGCGUCCCGUACAACCAUUUACUAUUCUCCGAUACUACGGAACCUUUGGUUGAAGCUUGCUUGCAAAUAUUGAUCGUCACAUUGGACCACGAUAUGACUUUACAUAGCUCGUCAUCUGCUUACGGUGAUGAGGGAUUUGGUGAUAAUCUUUUCAUCAAUUACUUAUCGCGAGUGCAUAGAGAUGAAGAUUUUCAGUUUAUCUUGAAAGGCAUAACUCGCUUAUUGAAUAAUCCUUUAAUGCAAAGCUACCUUCCGAAUUCAACAAAAAGGCUACACUGUCAUCAGGAAUUAUUGGUUUUUUUCUGGAAAAUCUGUGAUUAUAAUAAGAAAUUUCUGUACUUUGUACUGAAAAGCAGCGAUGUGCUAGAUGUCCUCGUUCCAAUUUUAUAUCAUUUAAAUGACUCCAGAGCGGAUCAGUCGCGUGUUGGUCUGAUGCAUAUCGGAGUCUUUAUUCUGCUACUACUCUCUGGGGAAAGAAAUUUUGGAGUUCGCCUUAAUAAACCCUACACAGCGACAGUUCCUAUGGAUAUACCGGUGUUUACCGGCACACAUGCUGAUUUGUUGAUAACAGUAUUCCAUAAAAUUAUAGCUACAGGGCAUCAGAGAUUGCAACCAUUAUUUGACUGCCUUUUGACCAUCCUUGUGAACGUUUCACCUUAUUUGAAGACCCUUUCAAUGGUUGCUAGCAUAAAAUUGUUACACCUGUUAGAAGCAUUCAGUACACCAUGGUUUUUAUUUUCGGCUCCAUCAAACCACCAUUUGGUAUUUUUCCUUUUAGAAAUUUUCAACAAUAUUAUCCAAUAUCAAUUUGAUGGCAACUCUAAUCUGGUAUAUACAAUUAUAAGAAAAAGGCACGUAUUCCAUGCAUUAGCAAAUUUACCAUCGGAUAUGGCGGGAAUAGCCAAAUGUCUGAGUGCCCGGAAGGGUGGUAGGUUCAAAAGUGUAACGACAACAGUGAAACCCGAGGACAAAAGUAACUCUGAAGAAGUGGACUAUUCUGAUGGAGAGAAUAAGAUUGAAAUUGUGGAGGAAUCAAUGGAAGGAUCCACACCGGCAAUGCCUGCAGAACCAGGUACUUUAAAAGCGUCACUUCUAGACACACCAGGAAUUGGACAAAUGACUGAGAAGGAAUCAGCACAUCUAUCUGCUCUUCCAGAAUAUCAAACUGAUCGUGAGGACUGUGUUUCAAAUGACUUGGCUAAGGUAUCUCCGAGUAAAUCUUCUCCAAGUUUUAAGAGGGCUGUAAAUCAGCGAGGAAGUAUUCGCAUAGCUCCAGAGAGUAAUUCCUUACCAACCGUUUGGACUCCAACAGCUGAAUGGGUGUCAUCUUGGCGAGCAAAACUUCCACUUCAGACGAUUAUGAGAUUAUUACAAGUGCUAGUACCGCAGGUUGAAAAAAUUUGUAUUGACAAGGGCCUGACGGAUGAAUCGGAAAUACUAAAAUUUCUCCAGCACGGUACAUUAGUAGGAUUGCUUCCUGUCCCACAUCCAAUUCUAAUCCGAAAAUAUCAAGCUAACAGCGGCACCACUGCAUGGUUUCGAACGUACAUGUGGGGCGUGAUAUAUUUACGAAAUGUUGACCCAGCAAUUUGGUAUGACACUGAAGUGAAGUUAUUCGAAAUCCAAAGAGUCUAAAUUUUCGCAAGCAACCAGCACAUAUAGUGCACUAAAUAAACUAAACGUAGUUACAUAUGUAUUUAUACUAGUGGCGUGAAGUGAAAUUCUAUUUGAGUCUAUAUAUAUUUGUUAUCCCUUAAGAUUCGAUGGGAAUAUGAUAUUCCAAUAAUUUCGUCUAUUAAGCUUAUCUAUGUUUCAUACAUUUCCCAACGUGCAGAUAUAUACAUACAGGACAGGUUCAUUCCAAGUUUUGAAAAACUACUCUCAACGUCACGAUUCUUGAAUUUAGUCGUAAGUAGUGCCUACCAGCAAGUGUAUAAUGUAAUUUUACUACAUUUUUUAAUAUAAUUAAGAACUUAAUUUUCUUAGUUUUUAAGCACGAUUGUGUCUAUAUAAAUUAUGCAAAUCAAUAUAAAACCUUUAAAUGUAAA